This is a messenger RNA of Darwinula stevensoni, 1278 nucleotides long. The record is from the annotation of a GenBank genome assembly. NCBI's taxonomy places the organism in Eukaryota, Metazoa, Arthropoda, Ostracoda, Podocopida, Darwinulidae.
AUGAGGAUGGCUGAAGGGAAUGAGGAACAGGUUUUAAUGGUGACAGAUGAAGGUGCGUUUGAAAUUGUGGAAGUGGAGGAUGAUGAGAAAUGUUCAGAAGAUCUACUAAAAGAGGCUGAGGGUGAUGGAAGUGAUGAAGAAAUAGGCGAAUCUUCCAGCUUCCCUCAUGAUACAUCACUUCUCUCCUUCACAUCACAUGAAGGUCCUGUAUAUUGCAGUAGCAUUUCUCCUGGUGGUGAGAAGGCUGCAACUGGGGGUGGAGAUGACCAUGCAUAUGUGUGGGAUGUGAGAACUGGAGAAAUUCUUUCAUCCCUUUCAGGGCAUAAAGAUUCAAUUGUGCAAGUGCAUUUUAGUUCAGAUGGAUCACUUCUGGCCUCAGCUGACAUGAGUGGACUCAUUCAGGUGUGGAAGUCACCUGACUUUAAGAAGGAAUGGGAUGUGGAAUUUGAUGAUAUAACAUGGAUUGAGUGGCAUCCAAAGGCCCACAUUCUACUUGGAGGUUCUACAUCAGGAGCUGUGGGUUUAUGGCUAGUUCCAUCCUCGGAAGCCAAACAAGCUGUUGUUGGUUAUGAGAAUGGUGGAGUACAGAUUCUUGACUUGAAGAAGGGUCAUGCAUCUCACACACUGGUUGAUGGUCAGAAUCAUGAGGCAGAGGUGACUUGUGUAGCUGUGCACUCUGACAAUCGUGUCAUCCUCACAGGAUCAUCUGAUGCCACUGCAAAGAUCAUCAAUUCUUCCAACAUGCACGUGAAUCGGGCAUCCUGCACUCAGGAGUCAGGGAUAGUAAAGUUGGCAUGGGACCCAGCAGAAGCAUUGAUAUACACCGGAGGCCUGGAUGGAACGUUGCGAUCAUUUGACCCUCGAACUGGCUCUCAGGUUCGCCUCUGGGUCCCACACUCACAGGAAAUCCUUGACUUCUCCCUCUCUUGGUGUGUGUCAGAUUUUUCUCUAUGUUGCAUUGUUUCUACUGAUGGAAACUGCUUCAGUAUAUUGAACGUACGUAUUGAUUGCGACGAGAACUAUGGUAUCUUCGGGAGUCUUGAACGCAGUCGCCUGCAGGGUCUUCUUCAUCUCGUCUGCUGCCUGGAUCGUGAGCCCGAUACGAACGGAUCCACGAGGAAUGAACUUGGAGAAGUGACCCAUGGCAUAAAUUCCCCAGAACUUGCAUUGACGACGAUGGGGGCGGCCACGAAGUUUGCCUUCCAGUUCGGUCCGCCUCCCAAAUUCAGGACCAGAUUCCAAUCCACCCAUCCCACAACCCAGUGGUUCAAGUUCUGA